AUGGAUAAUCUCAAGAGGCGACAUGCCACUCACAACAAUACCGAGAUCGUCCCUCUACAAGAGCCCCAUUUCCAAUCGCCGAGUCAUCAUCAAAGCUUCUCUGCAUACGAUGAGAAACAAAAGUUGUACAGACCUACUCUCCAGCAACAACCUAUCGUAUACUCCUCCAACAAGUACAUUGCAUUCUGCCAAAGGCACCAACGCGCGUUGAUACCAGCUGUGCUGACUCUCUUGGCAUUUUGGACCCGUUUCCGUAUCAUUGGUCGAUCCAAUAUCGUCGUAUGGGAUGAGGCCCACUUUGGCAAGUUUGGUUCCCAUUACCUCAAGCAUGAAUUCUAUUUCGAUGUACAUCCACCAUUGGGCAAAAUGCUGGUUGGUCUCUCAGGAUGGUUGGCUGGUUACAAUGGUUCCUUUGGCUUUGAAUCAGGACACACGUAUCCAAGCAGCGUCAACUAUGCCGCAAUGCGCAUCUUUAAUGCAUUUUGGGGUGCCAUGCUCGUCCCAUUGGCCUAUUUGACAGCUCAACAAUUUCACAUGUCUUAUAAAGCAAGCAUCCUUGCUGCUACCAUGGUAUUACUCGACACCGCGUAUCUUUGCAUCAGUCGAUUUAUUUUGCUGGAUUCAAUGCUUUUGUUUUUCACAUGUCUAUCGCUCUAUUGUCUAUCAGUAUUUCACAACCUUCGAAAUCAGCCCUUUACUGAAAAAUGGUGGUUAUGGCUGGCUUUGACAGGUUUCUCACUGGGCUGCGUAUCCAGUGUCAAAUGGGUUGGUCUAUUUGCAGUAGCACUUGUGGGUAUCUAUACCAUCGAGGAUCUCUGGGAUAUGCUUGGUGAUCGACACAUGCCAAAGAAGGUGUACGCUGGACAUUGGAUUGCUCGUAUCUUGUGUUUGAUUUGCUUGCCCAUUGCCGUAUACUUGUUUUCCUUUGUAUUACACUUUGCCAUUCUUUAUCGAAGCGGCCCUGGCGAUGCACAAAUGAGUUCCCUGUUUCAAGCAAGACUUGUUGGCAAUAAUUUUGAAAAGAAUCCACUAGAAUUGGCCUAUGGCUCCAAGUUGACCAUCAAGAACUACGGCUAUGGUGGUGGUCUUUUGCAUUCUCAUGUCCAAACGUACCCUGAAGGAUCAAAACAGCAACAAGUCACGUGCUACCAUUACAAAGACGACAACAACCAUUGGAUUGUGCGCCCUCCUCGUGAUGUUGGAAGUAUCAGCGACUAUGAACCUGAAGAUGGCAGUAUUCGAUUUGUCAAGGAUGGAGAUAUUGUUCGUUUAAAGCACUCGCAAACAGGCCGCAACUUGCAUAGUCAUCCGAUCAAUGCACCCAUUACGAGCGGUCAGUGGGAAGUGAGCUGCUACGGCAAUGAGACGAUUGGCGACAAUCAAGAUAAUUGGCGGGUGGAAAUUGUGGAUGAUACCAAUUACAACGACAAGGAACGUGUGAGAUCAUUGACAACUCGUUUCCGGUUACGACAUACACAUCUCAACUGCCUACUUGCUGCAAACAAUGUCGUUCUCCCUCAAUGGGGUUUCAAACAAGUGGAGGUGACAUGCGACAAGCGUAAUAACGAGGAUGAUCCGCAUACAUGGUGGAAUGUAGAAGAGCAUUACAAUGACAAACUUCCUCCGGCACCCAAGAAUGCUUACAAGUCCCGGUUUUUGCAUGAUUUUUGGCAUUUGAACGUAGCCAUGUGGACAUCCAACAAUGCUCUCAUCCCUGAUCCUGACAAGGAAGACAUUCUUUCAUCCUCACCACCAGAAUGGCCUUUGGCAUCCGUGGGUUUACGUAUGUGCGGAUGGAGCGAUGAUAUUGUCAAAUUCUAUUUGCUUGGCAGCCCUGCUGUAUGGUGGACGGCAUUCGCUUCUCUUUUGGUGUUUGUAGGAACCACGUCCUAUUACAUUAUUCGCAUGCAACGUAAAAUGAUGGACUUGUCAAAUGCUCAAUGGGAUCAUUAUCUCUACGUCGGCAAGACCUUGUUCCUAGGAUGGUUCCUGCAUUACAUGCCAUUUUACAUUAUGGGUCGCGUUACAUACUUGCACCAUUACUUUCCGGCUCUUUAUUUCAGCAUCUUACUGGUGCCUUUUAUGAUGGAGCAUUUCACAGCCCACCGAUCGCAGCGUGUGCAAUGGAUUGUAUUUGGUACCGCCUAUGCCUUGGUGAUUUUGGUCUUUAUCUACUUUGCACCUGUCGCAUACGGUAUGAAGGGUCCCAUAUCAAAUUACAAAGGACGACAAUGGCUCAAGAGCUGGAAUCUUGUGGAUUCGUAA
Lichtheimia ornata is the source of this 2265-nucleotide messenger RNA. RefSeq lists its product as uncharacterized. The record is from RefSeq and is a predicted model, not a curated record. Gene Ontology annotation, biological process: protein O-linked glycosylation via mannose. The transcript has 10 exons. The coding region runs from base 1 to 2265 and encodes 754 amino acids. Gene Ontology annotation, cellular component: endoplasmic reticulum; membrane. Lineage: Eukaryota; Fungi; Mucoromycota; Mucoromycetes; Mucorales; Lichtheimiaceae. Gene Ontology annotation, molecular function: dolichyl-phosphate-mannose-protein mannosyltransferase activity.